Myxocyprinus asiaticus (Chinese sucker) is the source of this 2488-nucleotide messenger RNA. RefSeq names its product ALG12 alpha-1,6-mannosyltransferase (gene alg12). Lineage: Eukaryota; Metazoa; Chordata; Actinopteri; Cypriniformes; Catostomidae. Gene Ontology annotation, cellular component: endoplasmic reticulum membrane. Gene Ontology annotation, biological process: protein N-linked glycosylation. The coding region runs from base 33 to 1490 and encodes 485 amino acids. The transcript has 9 exons. Gene Ontology annotation, molecular function: alpha-1,6-mannosyltransferase activity. The record is from RefSeq and is a predicted model, not a curated record.
UUUGUGCGCAUGCGGAAGAAUAAUCUCGCGUUAUGAUGGCUCAGAAAGGAGCAAUAAAUGAUCGUCUUCUCUUAUUUUUAAUCAUUGGUGUUGUAUUUUUACAUUUGUUUAUGUGUCCCUACACCAAAGUUGAGGAAAGUUUUAAUUUACAAGCGAUUCAUGAUGUUCUCUACCACAGGUUUGAUUUUGAAAAGUAUGAUCAUCAUGAGUUUCCUGGUGUGGUUCCCCGCACUUUUCUUGGACCACUGUUCAUUUCAGCGCUCAGUGCACCAGUGAAUUGUGUUCUCACCUUCCUUCAAGCACCAAAGUUUUACACUCAGAUCCUUGUGCGAGGAGUUCUUGGACUGUGUGUGGUUCUGACACUCUGGCGGAUGCAGAGAGAGGUGUGGAGACAGUUUGGGUCACUGGUGGCCUGUUUGUUUUGCUUCAUCUGCACCUCACAGUUCCACCUGAUGUUCUACAGCACCAGAACUCUCCCUAAUGUCUUCGCUCUGCCUAUAGUUCUGCUGGCGUUCACGUCCUGGAUGGCUCAGAGACACUGCCCCUUCAUUUGGCUCUCGGCUUUGGUCAUUAUUGUGUUCCGAUCUGAACUGUGCCUUUUCCUCGGUCUGAUGUUGUUGAUGUCACUCAUGAGCAGAAAACUCAAUUUUCUACAGUUGCUUUACCAUGCCAUACCAGCUGGCAUUUUAUCAUUGGGUCUCACUGUGAUGGUUGACACAGUAUUCUGGAAUAAGCUGCUCUGGCCUGAGGGUCAGGUACUCUGGUACAACACAGUCUUGAAUAAAAGCUCCAACUGGGGAACCUCCCCUUUCCUGUGGUACUUCUACUCUGCCUUGCCUCGUGCUCUAGGCAGCACAAUACUAUUUAUCCCGCCUGGCCUAAUGGACAGACGGACAAGAAAACUGCUCAUCCCAGCUGUAGGCUUCAUUCUGCUGUACUCCUUUCUGCCCCACAAGGAGCUCCGCUUCAUAAUCUACACAUUUCCUGUGUUUAACUUAAUCGCUGCCCGCGGCUGUUCUUUAAUUUUGAACAAUUACCACAAGUCACAGAUGUAUAAAAUUUGGUCCGUAUUUGUGAUAGGACAUUUGAUGUUAAAUGCCGUAUACUCUAGUAUUUCACUGUAUGUUUCGCAUCACAAUUACCCUGGAGGGAAAGCAAUGCAAGAGCUACAUAGAUUAACGCCAGUAGCAGCAGAUGUAUCAUUACACAUCAACGUACUUGCUGCACAAACGGGAGUCUCACGCUUCUUGGAGCUCAACAGUAACUGGAGAUAUGACAAACGUGAGGAUUUGACUCUUGAAGAUCCAAUUCUGAAAACGUAUACCCAUCUAUUAAUGGAAGCAAAUGCAACCAAGAUAUCACUGCUCCAAGACUCUCACAAACCUUUGAUCUUCAUCCCAGGAUACCAAAGCAUUACAUUGGAAUUGUCUAAGUUUCCACCUCUCAGGAUAAAGCUAAAAAACAAGCUUGUGCUUCUAGAAAGACUCUGAAAGACUAUUGAAGACUAGACUAUUAAUUCUAUUAUUCUAUGUGGCCAACCAAAACGGGAACCAAUAAACAUUUCCCAAUUAUUUUUUUUAUUCUGUUAAACAAGGAUCUGUUUAAUUGACAAUGGGUUUAUCUAGAGCAGAGGGAGGGGGGGAUUUCUCGAUGUGUUUUAAUAAAUGUAAAAUAAUACAAAAUGUAAAAAUGCAAUAAUUCUUUCAGAGCAAGAUGUAAGGUUCUUCAUCUGUGGAAAAAUGUUAGGAAGAUAGUUGAGAAUGUAUGUAAAAGUGAUUAAGCAGAUACAAGUGAGUUCUGUUUAGGAUAAGUGAGUUGCUUACAAAUAAUACAUUUGUAUAAUUCACAAAUGUAAGUAUUGGGACUUUGUAGUCAUAGGAUUUAGUUUGCAUCAGGCUUUUCCCUUAUUUUACCAUGGUACUUUCUGCCACAGCACCAUAUUACUACAACUGUAGGCCUACUAUAAAACCAUAAAGUUCAUGAUAACACUUUCAAGUAUAAAGAAGCCUUCAGAAUCUUUUUUUUUUUUUUUUUUUUUUUGACAGUUGGGAACAUGUGACUAAUAGUAAGUAACACAGUUUUAUUAUACUAGUAACAAUAACUGUAGUAACUAUGGCUUUUUUGCCAAAAACUACUGUAUGGUUACCAGUAUACAAGGACUUAAAAAAAUGACCAUGCUUUAUAUUAAGUGAUAUUUUAUUGUGGUUCCAAUUGCAUAUGUUUAUCAGACUAUUAUCAGUUCCAACAUAGACUUUAUUUAUAAUUGCAAUUUGAGAUUGUGCAGUAAAAAAAUGUUCUAAAAUGUGAAAAAAAAAAAAAGUUUUUCUAUACUGCAGGAUUUUUUUUUGUUUUGUUUGUUUUUCAUAAAGAGUAAAGAAAUUAACUGAUAUACACCAAGCAUUUUAUGUCAGGGUAACCUACAAAGUGAUUAAUGUGGUAAUUUUAAGAGUCACAUGAGGUAGAAAUAAAAUUUUUACAGUGAAGCAAA